AUGUUUUUUAAAGUAAUUAAGAAAAUAUACUCCAGAUUAGAACUUGGAAAACAGUUUGAUCCCAAAACAGAUAAAAUUCUGAUAGCUGGUGGGAGUGAUACCUUUGGUAAACAAUUAAUAAAACAUCUAAUUAACGAUUAUAAUGUUCCCGUAAUAAACUUAGAUACCACUAAUUUUAAAAAUAAGUUUGAUAUACAAAAGUAUAAAUAUAUUGAAUGUAGAGAUUUUACUAAAUUAGAUACUCUUUACGAAGCAUUGGACAAAAUUUCCAAUUAUCAGGGAAUAACAAUUUUCAUAAAUAAUUUGCAAUUCGGUGAAGCUAACCACAUUGCACAUGUUCAAAAAUGUAUCAGAACAAAUGUUACCAGUGUAAUGAUCAUAAUAAAAAAUUUAGUUAACAAUAUUAUGAAGGACGAUAAGAAAAGCUAUUAUAUUAUUAAUAUUACUAAGAAUAUGACUUUGCAUGAGGCGAGAAUUACAAAUGUAAGCAAUAUAUAUAUUGCCAGUAAGAGUGCACUAAAUCAAAUACAUGAUGGUAUUUCUAGUGAACUUCCAUACAACCGUUUCAAAACUCUACUUGUCUACAUUCCCGAAUUAAAUAGUGAUAACGAUUAUAAGUCUACCAGAAUUUCAAAACAAUUUGUGUCGUUUUUGAAAAGUGGAAAAUUCGGAGAAAUGCAUAUCAAAUAUUAG
Molecule: messenger RNA, 693 nt
Organism: Henningerozyma blattae CBS 6284
Lineage: Eukaryota; Fungi; Ascomycota; Saccharomycetes; Saccharomycetales; Saccharomycetaceae
Gene: SRL4
Product: Srl4p
Exons: 1
Coding region: 1-693 (230 amino acids)
Molecular function (GO): oxidoreductase activity, acting on the CH-OH group of donors, NAD or NADP as acceptor
Source: RefSeq, a predicted model, not a curated record